UCACCCCAGGACAAGAGCUGCCGGCCACGCAAAGGGGAAGGAAACUGAGGCACGACCGAGCUCCACGCCGGGGAAACUGACUAGACUCAGAGGGUGAAAUCUGCUCCCAUUCGUCGCUCCGCUCCAGGGAAAUCACCUCGAUUCGCCUUCUGAAAUCGGCUCAAUUCACCCGGCAGCUCAGGUGAAAUUCCCCACGUUCGCCUGUUUCACAGCCGAAUUCGUGCCGUGGAAUCGGCUGAAUUUGCCCAGGGAAACCAGCUAAAUUCACCCCUUUGAUCCGGGGAAAUCGGCUCCAUCCGCCUGCCGGCGUCACUGAAAUCCCGGGAAUUCGCCCAGUGCCAGCUGCUAACUUCGCCCAGCGAGAAACUAACCCUGGAGAUCCCUGCCCGGAGCCCAGCCAAACCCACGGCCAUGAGCACCGAAAGUCUGGUCUGCGACAUCGAGAAGGGGGGCGUUAUCGUGGUGCGGGAGUCGAGACCCACCGACGGGCGCUGGAAAUGCCUCAGCAUCUGCUCCUUCCUGCUGCUGGUGGGCGCCACGGCCGUCUUCGCCCUGCUGCAUUUCAGAAACGGGGGGCCCUUGGUCAGCCAGGAUCCCAAAGAACCCAGGAGUUCGGGCCACACACAACAACUUACAGGUCCUAUGACGAUGAAGUUGCAAGCCCAGUCGCUGAAAAAGCCAGCUGCCCACGUCGUAGCAUCCAGUGACUCCAAAGAGCUGAUCUGGACUGACAAAGUGGCGCACACCAUGAUGCAGAACGGGAUGACGCUGGUAAACAAUAAAUUGGUGGUCCCGUCCGACGGCCUCUACUUCAUCUACUCCCAGGUGGUCUUCAAGGGAGACAAAUGUCCGGAGGAGUCCAUUCCUCUCCAGCAUACCAUCUUUCGCUACUCCGUCGAGUACCCAGAAAACGUUCCCUUGCUGAUGGCCAUCAAGUCGUUCUGCGAGGGGUCCAAGGCCGCCGAGAAUAAGGAGGGGGUGUGGUUCGAGUCCAUCUACCAAGGAGCUGUCUUCCAGUUGAUGAAAGGCGACGAGAUCUCCUCUGAAAUCGACUCGGCCCAAUAUUUAGAUCUGGACAGCAAUGGGCAGGUGUAUUUUGGGGUGAUCGCAUUGGAAUUAGGAGCUCCCCAAUAAUGAUCCACUGUCUUCUGUCCUUGGCCAACGCAUCCUGCAUCCUUGGUCAACCCACCAUCUUCCAUCCUCGGUCAACUCUUCAAUCCUUCUACCCAACUGGCGUCCAAAGCCGAGACUACCACCCGCAUCCCACCACAUCAAACUGACUAUCAGAGAUGAUCAGAAGCCCUCUCUGGACGUCCUUUAUGCCUCUCUGCCAAUCUGUCCCAUGUGCCCACCUCUAGGGACCAGACAAUCUCUCUAGACUUGGCCUGUCUGUGGUGGUCAGGAUGGGGCAUUGGGUUGCAUCUUGGUAGAACAAAACAAGAACCGGGUCAGAGCCACUGACCUACAAAAAUGUUGUGUUAACUAAUAUUGUAUUAUUUUUAUGGUUAUUAUGGCUAAUUAUUGUGGCUAAUAAUUUAUUUAUUUAUGUAUUUAUAUUUAUUGGGGUUAACGAAGCUGUGCUGGUGCACAGAGAGAUUUUUGUGUGUGUUGUACACACCUAUGACAACUAUAGGCCAUUGUGCGUGUGUGUGUGUCCGUCCACAAAUUCUAAGAUUCUAUAUACACAUCAGAAGGGGGUAGUGGGUGUGUCUACACAUAGACCCACAAAACCGCAGGCAAUGUUUGUGUGUUUGUAUCACACAGCUGCAGAUAAUAGACAGUUUUCUGUACACACACACACACACACACACACACGGAUGUUGCCUGUGGGUGUUUGACCCAAACCCACACCAAUUUUUGGCAAUUCUGGGAGUUUGUGUGUUUACAAAACACCCAGAUUUUCAGAGUGUGUGUGUGUGUGUGUGUGACAAAGUCUUCUUUCCAACAAAAGAGCCAUCCUCCAAAUCAGGCUGGCGGCGGGUGUGACAUUGUGUUACUCUUUGACCUGAGCAGCGACACAACCUCACCCCAACCUGCCCUGUUGCUGAGAGGGCUUUGUGGUGGCUGGACUACGCCCUGGCCCCCUCGGUACGGAUUCGGUGUAGGGUCCCUGUACGUAUACGGUGUAUACAUGACCCUAGCUGGCUAUAUGGACGUACAUUACACACAGCCAGGACUCCUGGGUUCUCUCCCGGCUCUGGGAGGGGAGUGGGGUCCAGUGGUUAGAGCAGGGGGGGCCGGGGGCCAGGACUCCUGGCUCACUCAAGGGAAUGAUGUUCUCAUUGUGAGGGGCAGAGAUAUUUGUAUCUGAGAUACAGUUUCCUGUCGAAUCCCUGAUCUCACGUCUCUUCGGGGAUUUCAGUCGUUUUACGUUUUAUGUUAAAAUGUCCCGCGCUGGGGGUGGGGCUCCCGCGUCUAACCUGGCGAAGGUUUGCCGGGCCGAAUCGCUCGCCACUCCUGGGUUUCUCAUGUGUGUUGUGGUUUAUUUUAUUUAUUGUGGUUAUUUAUUGU
Messenger RNA from Mauremys reevesii (Reeves's turtle), 2511 nucleotides. It is a transcript of the gene TNF, whose product is annotated as tumor necrosis factor. The coding region runs from base 412 to 1134 and encodes 240 amino acids. Lineage: Eukaryota; Metazoa; Chordata; Testudines; Geoemydidae. The transcript has 4 exons. Gene Ontology annotation, cellular component: membrane; cell surface. The record is from RefSeq and is a predicted model, not a curated record. Gene Ontology annotation, molecular function: tumor necrosis factor receptor binding; cytokine activity; CD40 receptor binding. Gene Ontology annotation, biological process: extrinsic apoptotic signaling pathway via death domain receptors; positive regulation of transcription by RNA polymerase II; tumor necrosis factor-mediated signaling pathway.